GGCGACCGCCAGUUCUUUACUUUUUCGUUUUCGGUCAUAUUUUCUCAAAACCUUUUCUUUUCUCUCGCUCCUAGUUUUUCCCGUACACCUUGGAUCUUGUACGGCCCAAAAGAUGCGGCUUUAUCCGGGCCUGGCGCUGUUGCUCUCGCCCAAAUGCGUCGCGUCCACCAAGAGUUUAUCCAGCCAUGAGCAGAUCGUGAACAUUCUGAAGCAAAGUUCCAAAACGGCGCAACCCACCGGCGCCGGGGAUGCAAUGGCAAAUGUCUCAACCAGGGUACAGCAGUUGGUGUCGCUGUUGCAGCAGCUAGAAGGGGAGCUUGACCAGGAAUUCCAGUCCGCGCAGAAGGCCUACGACAAGCAAUCCUGUAGCCACGAGGACUAUCCAAGAAAAAAAAACUGCGUUAGGGUGAAUUUCUUCGAGUGACAGCGUGCUAGAUUUCUUCUGCGUGACACAGAAGGCCGGCCAUUCACCGACAGUUCGUGAAAACACUUUAACUGUAUUGCACGCUUUUGACUAGAAACUUUCACUUACGCAGUUUUUUUUUCCUGCAUAAACACACUAUCGCCGGGGCAAAAGGUGCGAUCAAAGAGGCGGAGAUCGACAUCGAUAGGCUGGAAGAAGUGAUCCAAAAGAACGUGGCUGAUAUCGGUACGACGUUUUUGUGUUAUGCUGUAGUUCUGACUGAGAUGUAAUGCUGAAGCUCUUCCUUGACAUCAAAGCAGCUGGCGGGCUCAGUGGCCGCAGAUUUACUUAGAUUCUGCUAAGCAUGCGGACGCAGAUGCGGCAAUAUGAAUAUUUAAAUCACUUACAACAGCUGUCUACAAGGGCAAGAUAAAAAUGGAAGAAAACAAGAUUGCAGAGAAGAAGAAAGCCAUUGAGGACGCGAUUGCCCAGAGAACGGAAGAGCAUGGCGAAUACGCUGAUACCGUGAAUGAGUUCGAAGCCGCCAUCUCUUCAGCAAACAUGGCUUACAACGUACAUCCACUUUUGUUUUAAAAAGUUUCGGUCAGUUCUUUGGUUUCCACAUCUGGUUGCGAGCUACGGGGGUAUAAAGUGGCUCAUUUCAUCUGUCUGUGAGUGUUAAAAUCUGAGAGUGAUAUUUAAAAUCACAACCUAAACUUUUCUCUCCCAGGUCCUUUCGGAGGCACAAUCCGGUGCGCGCACCACGACCGCAAAGGCUGCGGACUACAGUUUGCUCUCUAAAGCGUCUUCCUCCAAAGAUCUGUUCCAGAACCUAAAGAAGGCGAUUGCCCUCCUUCCCGUGGGCAGCAGGAAGCUGACCCCGAGCCGCGUGGAGGCGCUGUCUGAGUUUGUGGAUGAGAAGAUUAACACUGGGGACAAGAAGGCGCUGCUCCAAUUCGGCCCGGGCUCGGCGAAAAUUCUCGGCAUUCUGAAGGACAUGCGCGGUGAGUACACCGCGAAGUUGCAAGGCCUGCAGGAGGCGGAGCAGAAAGCCGCGACGGCGCACGUGCACUUCGUGGAGAAGAUAUCCACAGUAAAUUUGCCGUACACGUACAAAUGCAGUCUCUCCAUGACAAAACUUGCCUUCAAUCCUAGUCUAGCAUGACAAGUCGGACACUGCAAGUUGGCGAAAUUUGUCAUGCAUUUUGUACAUGUGCGGGAAAUUUACAUUGCAUAGAAGACCAACAAAAUGAUCGACGCCCUGAUCAAGUCGAAGGAAGCGCACGAGGCGAAAUUGUCCGAAACGGAAGCCGCGGAAGAGAAGCACCGCAACGAGAAGGCCGCUGCGCAGGACGCUCUGAAGGAAAACCAAGUGCUUUUAAAGGACACAACAGAGGCGUUCCGCGAGUUGUCCCGGUUGUGGGCCGACACCAGUGCGAAGCACACUUCGGAAAUGACGGGUCUAGGCAAGGCGAUCGAAUUGCUGCUCAAGCAGGGACAAGUCGGCACCAUGAUGAUCGACAAGGAGAGGAUUGCGCUCAUGCAGACCGGUAUUUAUUGAGACUGGUGUUUUUCUCAAAGUUAAGGAGUAGUUGUAGGUACUAGCGAUUUCCAUGAUCUUUCAGCAGGUGAAGCAGAAGCUGCUGGUGUACAACUAUUUGGUCUGAGCAGCACAAAAUUGUUCUUGGAGUGCCCAACAUCUUCGAAAUGUUGCCAAUCUAAGUACCCUCUAAAUCAAAAUCAAACCCAGCUUCCGCGGUUGUCGCCUCGGACACGUACGACACGGCCUUCAAGAAGAUUGUUUGGGCCAUCGAGGAUAUGGUCGAGGUCCACAAGGCGGAGAUGGCGGAGAACCUGGAGAAGAAGCAGACCUGCCAGGAUUCCAUCGCCGGCACGGACUCCGCGGAGCGCAAGCGCCUCGCCAAGAUCGACAGCAUCAAGUCCAGCAAAGCCAAGGCCGAGGGAGAGAAGGGCGAGACGGAGGACAGUAAGGAGAAGGCGGAAAAGGAAAAAAAGGCGGCGGAGGACGAGACCGCGAAGGGGCAGGGCGAGUGGGAAACCGCGCGCGACGCCCGGGCCAAGGAGAUUGGCGAGCUCGAAGAGUCGAUUUCGCUGAUCGCCGGCGCGAUGCGCAGUCUGACGGAAAACGACCCGAGCGGGAGAUUCAAGAACGUCAUCGCCAUCCUGGUCAUGGUUUCCGACGAAGCGAAGGCAGAAUUCAAGGAGGUGUCGAAGGCCAAGGCGGAUGAAGAGGAGGCCUGGGUCAAGGAGAAAAAGGUCCUGUACGACCUGAUCCAAUUGAAAAUCGAGCUACGUCCUGGGAAAAUUUGAUCCAGAGUCAAAGUUCUUGAAGUUCUCUUUUGCAUGAAAAGCAUGUAACUAACGGAGAGGACGCGAGCUAGCUUUUGUAUCGUGUCAGUUCUCUUUUAUACGCCCUUGGUAGAUAAACGAGACACAUUGGCAUGCUAGCAUGUUGAAACUUUACUGAGCCGUUUUCACCAGAGUUUUGACUCGAGUUUUUCCCACGACGCUGACAAAUUGAGCAGAUGGAGAAGACCAUUACGAAACUUGAAGGCGAGAUCGCCCGUUUGGACGAAAAGCUGAAGAAAACGGAGGCCAUGGAGCGGCCGUCCACGGAGGAGUGCGAGACGUUUUUGGAAGAGUUCCAGGGAAAGCAGGAUGGCCUGACCAAGGAGAUCGAGGACCUGGAUUACGCCAAGGCCGAACUCGGGGGCUGGACCAACCAGUCGGUCGAGGCGCAGCACUUUGACGCAGCGGAGGUUGCGCCAGAACCGUGAAGGGCGUUUGUUUAGCUCUCUUUGCUCACUCUGAAUACUUGGGGCCACAGUGACGUGCUGUCUAGUUGUUUCCCCGUUUCACCGCACGAAGCUGUCGUGCCCCCGUCUACUGGAGGUGCGCCUCAUAGCUGCGAAUAAAUUUUGAUAACAUUCUAUGUUGUUUCUGACGGUAAUUUUGCGAUUGCGGCGUACUUUGAAUUUUCAAAAUAAUGCACAAUUUUCAUGAAAAGCAAAAUGCAGUUUUCGGUUGUAUUCGUCAUCACCUCAGUUUUUCUACGCGUGUUUUUUUUGUCAUCGGAUAUAGCAACAGACCUUUUUAUUUACAUCGGAUAUUAGCAUUCAACCUAGGAGUUCACAUCGGAUAUUAGCAGAUCACAAACCCUAAAACUUGAUUGAUAUAGCAUGAAGGUCGUAUUUUGUCAUCGGAUAUAGCCUCGAAAAGAUCGCAAAAACUGAAGAUGACGCGAUGCUGUGGCUGCUUUGCUACGAAAAAAAAUGAUCGGAAAAAAAGUCCAGGAACAGAAUUCACGAUAGCUCCGCGAAGUUUCAGCUCAGAAAACAGCUUUGAAUGAUUGUAUACAAAGGAUGCAAGAAAGUGAGCCGAGCACGAGAGUCAGACAGAUUCAAGUCAUCAAGAUGAGCACGACGGACUAGAGUCGAUUCGGAAUCCGCGUGUUUUCACCACCAUUUAGAGGCAAUCGGCGAGUUUCAGCGACUUCGCGUAAGUCAUACGGCUUCUGCGAUGUAGUAAAUUACACAGACACGGCGAUCUCAGGAGUGUAAUAACGACAUGCUGCGAUAAAAGCUUUCAAUUCUGAUGGUUUUAGCGAAU
Molecule: messenger RNA, 4033 nt
Organism: Amoebophrya sp. A120
Lineage: Eukaryota; Dinophyceae; Syndiniales; Amoebophryaceae
Source: the annotation of a GenBank genome assembly